CGCAGUUUACAUGCGCCGAACUUCUACGGAAACCCCCAAGACAUCAAUGUAAUCAAAACACCUUCACACUGUUCCUCUCCCACUGUUUCUCUAAAUUCGCGUUAUUCUAAAUUCCGGAAGGCUUCGUCCCAAACAAAAAUAAAUAAAUAAAACAAUGCCGCCAGUUCGGGACGAUGUGGAAAACAUCGGACUCAUAAUGGCGGCGGCCACGGAAACGCCGUCGGUCGAACCUCAAUCAGAGUCGCCGACCCGUAAAAUCUGGUUCAACGACCUCGAAAUCAAUGCUGCUCAUUCGGAAAUUCUCACUUUCCCCGCUGCAAGGAAACCCCAGUCGACGAUGUCGCACAACGCUCACUUCACCAAAAAUCCCAACACUGGUGACAAGAAAUCAAGGAAACAUUCGGAAGACUCCGACUCGGACAACUUCAAAACAGCAGACGACGACGACGACGAAAAUGAAGCUUCCUCCUCUUCCUCAACCACGACAGUGGGGAUUACAAGAAGCACAUCCACGCAAGAAUCAGCCAGGUGGAACAACGAACCCGAUCCCUUGGCGAGACUGCAAAAAACCCGCAAGCACUGCAAACACCUCAAGCAGCAACUCCAGGCAGCCCAAGCAGAACUGGCCACAGUUCGUGACGAACAAGGCUGGGCGAAUGACCUCGAAACUGAACUCCAGGGUCUGGAAUGGAAACUAAAGCUGAUGGAGAAGAUGAACUCGAACGUGUCUGCGGAGAAUAAGCUCCUCAAGCUCAAGGUCCACCAAGACAGUAAUAAUAAGGCGUCUGAGACGCACAUCAUUGGAUCCGACAUCAGGGCUAUUCAAGAGCAGCUCAAACUCAAGUUUAAGCUCAUGGGCAAGUUGGAAACCCUGAGCAAAAUGAAAGAUGUCCACAAAAGGAUGCACCAGGAAAAUGUUGAAAUCAGGCAACGAUUUCAGGCACUGACGCAAAAGGCCAAUGAACUCGCAAAACUGUACAAGCAACAGAAACAAAAAGUAGCAAAUCUAGAGAAUCUUGUGAAGCAGGAUCCUGGAACACAAACCCAACUUGAAGAACAAGUCAGCAACCUUCACUUGAAAUUGGCACACGUGGAGCAGGAAAUGGGAAAAUUGAAGGAGAUGGAAAUGCAAGAUUCACCACAGGAAUCUGAGCACCACAGAGGCAAACGUGAAGAUUUAGCAGAGAUGAAGGCCAUGCUAACAGACCAACUCGAGAAAUUGUCAGAGGCGAAAACGCAGGCCUUGGAACUGGAACUCUUGAAAGCCAGGCAAAGGAUUUCAAGAGAAAAAGAGCACAGGGCAUCACUGAUUGAUAAAUUGCAACACUUUCGCGAAAAAAUGCAGACUCUGAACCAAGCUGAGGCGAAAAUCGAUCAGCAACGUCAUGAAAUCCAUCGACUGAGCAAAAAGCUGCAGGAAUAUCAACACGAAAAUCGUCACCUCGGGCAAUCUCUCAAGGAAGCCGAUGAAUUGAUUUCGAGUCUCAAAGAAACGAAUUGCAGACAAGCAGAUGAAAUUCAAGAAUUGAAAAGGUCUCGGCUAAUGAAGGAAACCGUAAUCAGCACCAAGGACUCAACAACAGAAACUUUUCACACCGCCGAAAGCCAAAGCGAUCAAAAGGAUCAAAUUGAGAGUCUAAUCUCAACCGUCAAACAAGAAAUAUCCUCACUCAAGGCCCAGGAGCCAAAAAAUACCUCGUUCUCGGAAUUCACUCAACUGUCGGAGUUUGUCAAAAUCUGGAAAUCAUUAAAAGACCUCGUCAUCAGCGAUUCUGGCUCUGAUUCGCUCAAAAAAGAAGCAGUCGCAAAACUUUUCGCAGAGAAUCUCAAACUCAAAAACGCGUUGAUCUCACAUCAACGAGAAAAGGCCUCUGACACUCUGGACAAAGAAAAGGCUUGGUUUAAGCAGCAAAUGGACGAACUCGCCGCUAAAGUUCAGCUAGUUGCCAAUCUUCCAGAUAUAACCAGGCGAGUUUUGAUACAUGAGUUCUCGAAAGCUAAAGCGCGAUCGUAUUUCUACCACGAGAUGCGCAGAGUUACGCCAGAUGCGGAGAUUCUUCAGGCGUUGGGCAAAGCUGGUUUCGGCCUGGAACCAUUACCGAAUCAGGUUUCGCACCUCGAACCAACAUCCGUCGCUUGAUUGCCAGUUACGAUCCAUUCAACUUAAAGCGUUAUAGGAUGUACCACGUUUAAGGCUAGCGAAUACCCGGGGAAGUGUAUACUCGAAAAGAUCCCUCCUUUCUUUCGUUUGACAAUUUUUGCGCUGAAUUCUUUUUUUGUGUUAUUUACAAACUUUACAAUAUUUGGAAAUACAGUCGAGACGAUUCGGUCA
Molecule: messenger RNA, 2332 nt
Organism: Notodromas monacha
Lineage: Eukaryota; Metazoa; Arthropoda; Ostracoda; Podocopida; Cyprididae
Source: the annotation of a GenBank genome assembly